Durio zibethinus is the source of this 2146-nucleotide messenger RNA. RefSeq names its product mitogen-activated protein kinase 7-like. The record is from RefSeq and is a predicted model, not a curated record. Gene Ontology annotation, molecular function: MAP kinase activity; ATP binding. Lineage: Eukaryota; Viridiplantae; Streptophyta; Magnoliopsida; Malvales; Malvaceae. Gene Ontology annotation, biological process: protein phosphorylation.
AGUAAACAAGAUAGAGUCUUUUUCUUUCCCCAAAAUUGAGGAAAUUGGAGAGAACAGUGUAGUUUAAGGUUUGUGCGUGGCGAAAGCUCAAGCCAGCCAAGCUGCAAAUUAUCUGAAAAGAAAAAAAAAAAAGGCUUAAGAUUGUUUGUACAUGAAGAGAGAGAAGAGAUUAUAUUGAUAUUUUCCUAAAACCCCAAAAAACCAAAAACUAUACGCAGCGGUCGUUUAUGUCUCAGUCAAGGGAAAUCCCGUGUGGGGGUCACGCCCCUGCCCCUUUCCUUUACAUGCUCUCUCUAUAUAUUCUCUUCUCUCUCUUGUACCUUUGAUCGGACCAGAAAUUCAGAUCAGAUCACUUCUCUUUGUUUUGGAUAAGAAUUUUGCAUAAAGGCCCAACUUCUGUUUUUGGGGUAGACAAAUGAAGAGGCUUUCUUUUUCUUUUUUACAGUAGGAUGUGAAUUUGGAGUUGGUUUAGAGGUUGAAGAAAAGGGUAGGAAAAAAGUUGGUUUUUUUUUUUUUUUUACUGGAAGAAACGGAGGUGAAAGUUUUAAAUUUUACAGAGGAAUGAUUUGAAAGUUGGUGAAUUUGCUGUUUGCUGAUAGAUUAAAGAAAAGGGGUAGCAAAAAAAGUUGGGUUUUUCUAAUAUUCUUUAUAGGAAAAAAGUGAAGAAGCUGAUUAAAAAAAGAUCAAAGCAAAGAAGUGGAAGCGGCAAAGGAAUGGCGAGGCUUGUGGAGCCACCGAAUGGGGUGAGGCCAACAGGGAAGCAUUACUAUUCAAUGUGGCAAACCCUUUUCGAGAUUGACACAAAGUAUGUUCCAAUCAAGGCUAUAGGGAGAGGAGCAUACGGUGUUGUUUGCUCAUCUAUCAACAGCGAAACCAAUGAGAAAGUGGCUAUAAAGAAGAUCAACAAUGUGUUUGAGAAUCGUGUUGAUGCGUUGAGAACUUUGAGGGAGUUGAAACUUCUCAGACACAUUCGACAUGAGAAUGUGAUUGCUUUGAAAGAUGUUAUGAUGCCAACUCAGAGAACCAGUUUUAAGGAUGUUUAUUUGGUUUAUGAGCUUAUGGACACAGAUUUGCAUCAGAUUAUCAAGUCUUCUCAGCCGCUUUCUAAUGAUCAUUGCAAGUAUUUUAUUUUUCAGUUACUACGAGGGCUGAAAUACCUCCACUCAGCAAACAUCCUUCACCGAGACUUAAAGCCUGGGAACCUUCUUGUCAAUGCUAACUGUGACCUGAAGAUAUGUGAUUUUGGGCUGGCCCGAACCAGCAGAGGCAAUAAACAGUUCAUGACAGAGUACGUUGUCACCCGCUGGUACCGUGCACCUGAGCUCCUACUCUGUUGUGAUAAUUAUGGAACCUCCAUUGAUGUUUGGUCGGUAGGAUGCAUCUUUGCAGAGAUUCUUGGUCGCAAACCUAUCUUUCCUGGAACAGAAUGCUUUAACCAGCUUAACCUAAUUAUCAAUGUCCUUGGAAGCCAGCAAGAGGCUGAUCUUCAGUUUAUUGAUAAUCCCAAAGCCAGAAGGUAUAUGAGGUCACUUCCUUACACUAGGGGCACCCAUUUUUCCCAUUUAUACCCUCAAGCUGAUCCAUUAGCUAUAGAUUUGUUGCAAAGGAUGCUUAUUUUCGACCCAUCUAAGAGAAUUACCGUCACCGAGGCACUCCUACAUCCUUACAUGUCAGGUCUAUAUGAUCCAAGGUUCAAUCCACCUGCACAAGUCCCAAUUGAUCUUGACAUAGAUGAGAACAUGGGAGCACAGAUGAUUAGGGAGAUGAUGUGGACUGAGAUGCUUCACUACCACCCUGAGGGUGCAUCUGCAAAUGCUUAAAUGACAUUGUUUUAGCUAUGCUUGGUUCUGUUGCUUUGUUAUGAUUUGCUUUCAGAACCAGUAUUAUUGUUUGACCUAGAAGAUCACUAUUGAGAAUUCUGCCUAGGAAGUUGGAACUUAGCAAUUGUACCAAGAUUUUGUUUUAACAUCUUGUUUAAUAGUUUGGCUUCUUCGUAGCAGACUUUGGCUCGUGUAACUUGUAAAUAUUUAUGGUAUUAUUUUUAAUCUAGAGGUCUUCUCAUUCUGUUAAUGCUGAGCUGACCUCUAUAUAAUCUUGUUAAAUAAAAAACAAUAGAGAAUACAAUAAGGAAGAAAUUUGGCUGUUA